Messenger RNA from Dendrobium catenatum, 732 nucleotides. RefSeq lists its product as uncharacterized. The transcript has 2 exons. The coding region runs from base 1 to 732 and encodes 243 amino acids. NCBI's taxonomy places the organism in Eukaryota, Viridiplantae, Streptophyta, Magnoliopsida, Asparagales, Orchidaceae. The record is from RefSeq and is a predicted model, not a curated record.
AUGGCGAGUGCCUCUGAACCUGUAACUGCAUCGCAGUUGGAGGGCUUAAUCAGUGAAAAGAUCAAGGCCAUUAUAGCUGCUGAACAGGCAGAGAAGUUGGUAGGAAAAAGUCGCCCGUACCCGACAGAAUACGAUCAAGUGCCCUAUCCAAAGGGAUAUUCUGUACCGAAGUUUAACAUCUUCGAUGGAAAUAAAAAUCCCAGGCAGCAUCUCGCACAAUUCAAAGCUACCUGUGGGAACACAGGGGGUAAUGAUGCUCUACUAUUCAGGAAAUUCACCUUCGCAGAACUAGAGGCCUUGUUCGUGAAAAGAUUUGCCAGUGCAAUAGAUAAGACUACUAUCGUUGAUCUUGCUCUCGAUAAAAGGAGAAAGGAUGAAUCAGUGACUAGAUACAUAACACGCUGGCGCAAUCUCAGUAUGAAGUGCGAGCAGCAAUUAGAAGAAGAACAUGCAGUUCAACUACUGAUGGGAAACAUUGAUGACAAAAUGCAACAUUUCUUGUGCAUGGCUUCAAUUACUACCUUCCAAGAUCUAUUGGAUAGGGUGGCAAAAUUUGAGAAGUUAAACUUAUCAAAGUCUGAAAGCCUCCCUGACAAACUUAAAAAGGCUAAGGCGCCUGAUGCUAGGAGAAAUGAUGUUUACUCCGCAUUCCCUCCUAGACCUGAUAAAAGUAAAAGGGCAGUAUAUAAUGUGGAUAAAGGAAAACAGCCUAUGCAGUAUGAAGAAAAAUAA